UUGGCGCCGCGCUGUGACGUCACGCGGCGGCCCGGCCGAUGACGUUGUCUGGAAGCGCGGGGCUGCGCGACGGACUCCGAGCUGCCGUCCCGCCUUUCUCUCCUCCGCGAUCAGGGAGCAGUGUGAGCGAUGGCUCUGGCGCUGAGGUGCCUCCGCCCUCUCCCGUCCCUGCUGCGCCGAUCCUCCUUUGCCGGGGCCCGGGCGCUGCCCCAGGCUCCCCGAGGCUGCCCAGCCCCGCUCCUGGAGGGCUGCUGCCAGUGUGUGCAGCACAUGCUGCUGAGCAGACAGCUGGCUACCAAAAAAGCUAAAGGUAAAGGGCAAAGUCAAGCCAAAGUGAAUAUCAGUGCUGCCCUAGUUGAGGAUAUUAUCAAUUUGGAGGAAACCAGUGCAGAUAUGCAGGCAGUCAUAGAAGCUCUGAAAGAAGAUUUCAACAGAAAUCUCAAUGUUAGGACCUCACCAGGGGCCCUGGAUCACAUAACUGUGAUGACAAAAGAUGGGAAGUUUCCGCUGAACCAGCUGGGGCAGAUCUCACAGAAGUCACCGCAGCUCAUGAUAGUGAACAUGACCAAUUUUCCAGAGAGCACAGCUGCAGCUGCCAAGGCCAUAAGGGAGAGUGGCAUGAACCUGAACCCAGAGGUGGACGGGACGGUGAUUCGGGUGCCAGUUCCCAAGGUCACGAGAGAGCACAGGGAGAGCCUGGCCAAGCUGGCCAAGCAGUCCACCAACAAGUCCAAAGAGGCCCUGAGAAAGGUGAGAAGCAAAAGCAUCACCCAAGUAAAGAAGUCCAAGAACAAAGUGUCAGAAGAUACCAUCUGGCUGCUAGAAAAGCAGAUCCAGCAAAUGGCAGAUGAGGCUGCCUCAGAGAUGGACAAGCUGCUGGCAGCAAAGACCAAGGAGCUGCUUGGAUAAACACCAUGCCCAUGGCCACACUCCCCCUGGAGCAGGAAUGGACUGGCACACACACAGCAGCCUCAGGGAUGGGCAGGGGCAGCUCUGUGCCUUGGCUGCUCCCCCUGCCUACCUUGGGCUGUGCUGGAGGGAAGGGGAGCUCUCCUUGCUGUCCUUUACCCAGGCAGGAACAGAAUUGGAUGAACUGAGAUCAAAAAUAAAGUAUCAGGAAGAACUGGAGACUGCUGGAGGCUCAAAGGAAGGAUUGCCCUGCUCACUUUGUGCCCCAUCUUUGCCCUGUACCAUCAGUCCUCUUGAGCCAGGACCACCCACGAGAGGAACCUGCCUGGCCUGCUGCAAACCUCAGCAUUUAUUUUUGCUUGAAAUAAAGCCAAAAUGAGGUGUGAAGCAGCAGCCUCACAACA
Molecule: messenger RNA, 1313 nt
Organism: Oenanthe melanoleuca
Lineage: Eukaryota; Metazoa; Chordata; Aves; Passeriformes; Muscicapidae
Gene: MRRF
Product: mitochondrial ribosome recycling factor
Exons: 7
Coding region: 130-909 (259 amino acids)
Biological process (GO): translation
Cellular component (GO): mitochondrion
Molecular function (GO): ribosomal large subunit binding
Source: RefSeq, a predicted model, not a curated record